AUGGCGGGUGCCGAGUCAGUCUUAGGCAAGCCCGCACGUUCCAGGCGGAACUUCCUAAUCCGCCCGCUGUUUCUCCGCGCCUCUCCCAAAGAGGUAGAGCAGCGUAUAGGUUUUCAGCUCGUCAUCAAGGUACCGCCCAAGAAUCAACGGGUCCGUGAUCCCGGGCCUCGACUCGGGCCGGGCGGUUCGGGCCCGCCGCAGCCGAGGAAAGUGGAAGGUUUUCGGAGACAUAGAAAUACGAAGCGACAUCGGCGCCCAAGUUUUGACAUCUUGACUCAUUGGCUGCAAAAUGGCAGAGCAAGCCAGCGGUUCACAGUAAUAUAUUCUUGUGACACUGUUCGAUCUUUGUUUUAGAUGGUUGUGGCGUCCGCUAAGUCUCUCAUUUUCCGUGUCUCACGUGCAUUCAUUCAUUCCGAUCGCUAAACUGGUAAAAGUGAGAAAAAGUAAAAGACAAGACAUCAUGCCGGUCAAGGUCAUCAAUACCGAGUUUGGGCACUCUAUGCCGCCUGAAGAGCCCCAUAAUAUCACCUUUUACAUACCUGGUUGGGAAACCGCCAAGGGUCUGCGCCGAGGCGACCAAGCCGUGCUGAGCAGGCUCUCGUCCAUCUAUCCCCGAUUCAGCCCGUGGUGUGAGGUGCGCCAGCUCUCCAACCUCAUCCACAACCACCUCUCCCUCCCAACCACACAUGGAACCCUCCUUUUCACCAAUCCAGACACCUUCCUCACCGCCAAGCAAUUCUCCCGCUCCGCCCUCCGCAAGGACGAACACAAGGUUGCUCCGGAGGACCUGCUCUUCCGUGUCGUCGACAUUCCGCUGAACAACCCCUCAUCCUCAUCCCCCAAUGACACUACUACUACUAUCAUCCGCCUCUUCGUCAUCGCCUACCCCCUCGCCCAAGCCCCCGGUGUCGUCGGCGUCUGGCAGAACUAUGGCAUAGGCAUCAGCUCGCGGCUGGCCGCUGCCCUUUUGCCCGCGGUCGAGGCAGGGCGGGUGCAGGCGCUUGAUUUCAAGGCUACGGGGGCCGACGAUGUGAUGCCCGAGCGGCUGCCGGAGGGUCGGUUCCUCCCUGAAGGUGAAGCACAUGCAGGGCUGAGGGCGAGGAUUGCGGAGUUGGCUAGUCCUUCUUCUUCUUCUGGUGGCAAUGUAAGAGAGGUCAAGGUCAAGGAGCAGGAUGUGUUCCUGUACCCGACGGGCAUAGCGGCUAUUUACCGGCUGCAUCGCGCGCUGAUGGAGGCUAGGGGUGGUGGGCAGGUGGUGAUUCUCGGGUCCAUAUUCCACAAUACCUACCAUUUGUUUCACGAGAGCGAGGGCGGGUGUGAGCACUUUGGGCGGUGUGAUGGGCAGAGCCGGGUGGUUGAGCGGUUGGCCCUGUGGCUGGAAGGGGAGAAACAGGCCGGGAGGAGAGUGGCGUAUGUGUUUUUGGAGUUUCCGAGCAACCCGAUCCUGGUGAGCGUGGAUUUGAAGGCGUUGAGGGGGGUGGCCGACAAGUACGACGUUCCUGUCGUGAUAGACGACACCAUCGGCUCCUUCUGCAACAUCGACGUCCUUCCCGUUGCAGACGUCGUCGUCACCUCCAUCACCAAGUCCCUUAGCGGGUACGCCAACGUGAUGGGCGGCUCGGUCCUCAUCUCCCCCUUCUCCCGCCACUUCCAGACCCUUAAACAAACCCUCACCACCCAAUUCCGCAACGAAUACUUCCACACCGACGCCGCCAAACUCCUCUCCAACUCCCAAGACUACCUCGCCCGCUCCGCAAUCCUCAACCGCAACGCCCUGACCCUCGCAACCUACCUCCACACGCAAGCCUCUGACAGUACCAGUCCCGUAACAGCAGUGCUCUACCCACCCUUCACCGAGACACACGACAACUACACAGCCGUAAUGCGCCCUGCGACUCCAGACUUUACACCCGGCUACGGGUGCCUGCUAGCGGUCGAAUUCGAGUCGCUUGCAACAGCACAAGCGUUUUACGACCACCUGUCCGUAUUUCACGGCCCGCACCUGGGCGCGCACCACACCCUGGCAUUCCCCUUCAACGACGCCAUCUGGGGCGUCGACCCCGAUGCCGCGGCGUACGCGGCCUCGUACGGCGCCCGGCCUGAACAGGUGCGUGUUAGUGUUGGGUUGGAGAGCGAGGAGGACCUCAUCGACACCUUCAAGGCGGCAUUGCGGUUCGCCGCGGAUGUGAAGCGGCAGGAGCAAGGGGAAAGUGCGGUGUAAGGGUUUUUACAGAGGCAGGAUUUGUCGGUGGAUGGAUGGCUUAGGUAGGAAAGCAAGGGGGUCAAGCGGGGUGGAUAAGCUCUAGCGCAAAGCUACACGGAGGGCACAUGUUGUUUCAACCAAGCUAGGCAUGACUGAUCAACUAUGCCAGCACGAAUAAGGAUUCAGAAGACAAUCAAGAGAUUCCC
Molecule: messenger RNA, 2409 nt
Organism: Canariomyces notabilis
Lineage: Eukaryota; Fungi; Ascomycota; Sordariomycetes; Sordariales; Chaetomiaceae
Product: PLP-dependent transferase
Exons: 4
Coding region: 461-2221 (586 amino acids)
Biological process (GO): transsulfuration
Molecular function (GO): pyridoxal phosphate binding; cystathionine gamma-synthase activity
Source: RefSeq, a predicted model, not a curated record